Molecule: messenger RNA, 861 nt
Organism: Hippopotamus amphibius kiboko
Lineage: Eukaryota; Metazoa; Chordata; Mammalia; Artiodactyla; Hippopotamidae
Source: RefSeq, a predicted model, not a curated record
CCACCAGCACCAUCACCACCACCGCUAUCAUCACCACCAUCACCACCACCGCCAUCAUCAUCACCAUCAAUCCCACCACCAUCACCACCAUCACCAUCAUCACCAUCACCACUGCCACCACCAUCACCACCACCAUCACCAUCACCACCAUCACCAUCAUCACCAUCACCACUGCCAUCAUCAUCACCAUCAUCACCAUCAACACUGCCAUCAUCACCAUCACCACUGCCAUCAUCACCAUCACCACCACUAUCACCAUCAUCACCGCCAUCAUCACCACCACCACCAUCACCAUCACCAUCACCACCAUCACCAUCAUCACCAUCACCACUGCCAUCACCACCACCACCAUCAUCACCACCACCACCAUCACCAUCAUCACCAUCACCACCACCAUCACCACUGCCACCACCAUCAUCACCACCACCAUCACCAGCAUCACCAUCACCACUGCCACCACCAUCACCACCACCAUCACCAUCACCACCAUCACCAUCAUCACCAUCACCACUGCCAUCAUCAUCACCACCAUCACCAUCAUCACCAUCACCACUGCCAUCAUCACCAUCACCACCACCAUCACCAUCAUCACCAUCACCACUGCCAUCAUCACCACCAUCACCAUCACCACCAUCAUCACCACCAUCACCACCACCAUCACCACCAUCAUCACCAUCACCACUGCCAUCAUCACCACCAUCACCAUCACCACUGCCAUCAUCACCACCAUCACCAUCACCACUGCCAUCAUCACCACCAUCAUCACCAUCACCACUGCCAUCAUCACCACCAUCACCACCACCAUCACCACCAUCAUCACCAUCACCACUGCCAUCAUCACCACCAUCACCACCACCACCA